AUGAAAUAUCGUAAUUUCUAUAUUGAUGAACCGCCUAAUUUUGCAGAAUUAGCAGAAAAUUAUCCAUCUUUAAAGCCUUUUGUUGACAAUCAAUCUCGUAUUAAUUUCAAAGAUCCAGCGGCGUUAAGAGAAGUCACAAAAUGUUUAUUAAAGAAAGAUUUUAAAAUUGACAUUUUUUUGCAUGAAGAACGUUUAUGUCCUCCUAUUCCUAACAGAUUUGCAUAUAUUUUGUGGAUCCAAGAGUUAAUCGAUUUUGUUAGUUACAAUCAAGAAGAACAAAAAGUUCUUGCAUUCGAUAUAGGCACAGGUUCUACAUGUAUAUACCCUCUAUUAGGAUGUUCUCAAAGACCAAACUGGUUUUUUUAUGCAACAGAUAUUGAUAAAUUCUCAUUAGAAUUAGCACAAAAGAAUGUUACAAGAAACGGUUUAGAUAAUCGAAUAAAAAUAAUUGAUUCAACAAAAUAUUUAACUUUAAUACCACUAGACGAAUUAAAUAUAUCAAAUAUAAAGUUUUGUAUGUGUAAUCCUCCAUUUUAUACCUCAAAAGAAGAAAUGAUAGCAUCUUCUCAGCAAAAAUCAAAAAAACCAUUCAGCUCAUGUACUGGUUCAUUGACAGAAAUGGUUACUCCUGGAGGAGAAGUUGGCUUUGUUAAAAAAAUAAUUAAAGAAAGUUAUUUCCUCAAAGAACGUGUAAAUUGGUAUACCAGUAUGUUAGGAAAACUUUCAAGUGUUAUAAAAAUUAUAGAAUUGUUUAGAGAAAUGCAGAUAGAUAACUAUGUUUUGAGUGAACUACCUGUUGGAGGUAAUACACGUCGUUGGGUUGUAGGAUGGUCAUUUAUGGAUAUAAGAGCACCUAAUCAUUAUGUUCGUCCAUUAGCAAAGUCACUGAUACAUUUAAGUUCUUCAUUAACAAUGGUAGAUAUUAAACUAGACAUUAGAACUGAGAUUUUAAAACAAAAAAUUACAUAUAUUAUGAAUAAAUUUAACAUUAAUUUUGUAUGGGACAAUGAAUAUAUUGGAAACGGAGAGACACCCGGAAAUAUAUGGUCAAGAUCAGCUAGAAGACAAAAUUCUAAAAUAACCACUGAAAACUCAUAUAUAAAUUUUAAGUUCCGUUUGGAAAUAAUGUCAAAAAAUAACACAAAGAAUGCAGUAUCUUUAAAAAUUAUAUGGAUCAAAGGAAUUGAUAAAAUAAUUUUUGAAAGUUUUUAUAGCAUGCUUAGACGCGAAUUAAAAACACUAAAUACUAGUCAUAAUCUAUUUACACAAACUUAA
Pneumocystis jirovecii RU7 is the source of this 1275-nucleotide messenger RNA. RefSeq lists its product as uncharacterized. Gene Ontology annotation, cellular component: nucleus. The record is from RefSeq and is a predicted model, not a curated record. NCBI's taxonomy places the organism in Eukaryota, Fungi, Ascomycota, Pneumocystomycetes, Pneumocystales, Pneumocystaceae. Bases 1 to 1275 code for a protein of 424 amino acids. The transcript is spliced from 11 exons. Gene Ontology annotation, molecular function: 23S rRNA (adenine(1618)-N(6))-methyltransferase activity. Gene Ontology annotation, biological process: rRNA base methylation.